GCACGACCUGCGCUCAGCCACUAAGGAGUCACUGUUAGCUGUUCUGCCGGCGGGUUGCUCUUCUCAGCCAUGGCUCCUCGCUGCUGGCGCUGGUGGAGCUGGUCCGCGUGGCCUGGGGUUCGGCCGCUUCCCUCCAGGAGCACUCCGAGUAGGAGCAGGGCUCUUGGGGCUGCACUAGGGCGAGGGGAGGCCUGUGAUCAAGAGUGGGGUUCCGAGCGGACCUGAGGCAAGGCUGGAGAGGGGCAAAGCUGAAGGUGUCUGCUCUUGCGGGAGAAAUGGGAGUGGUGUAGAAGGGAGGUUCUGUGCGGUGAGAUAUAAGACGUCCUGGGUAAGACGGGUCAGUAAAGGCUAAAAGGAUAGACCAGGAGGUCCUUAUGUGAGAUACGAGGUGAAUGGAAGUGACAGGCAAAUCUGAGGUGAGGAUAUGAACAAUAAUAGAGUUCUGUGGGGGAAAAGGGGAUAGGAAAAAGCAAGAUAGAAACGUGAUGGGGAUAUGAAGACGUGAGAUCACACAGGGAACCUCACAAGAAAAAUGAAGUGCUGUGCAGGACAGCUUCGGGGGAUAAGGAGGUCGGGAAGAUUAUCGUUAUUGUUCAUGGGUGAGGCAUGGGGUUCUGGAUAAAGACAGCUCUGGCAUUCAGAUGAAAUGGUGAAGCUUUGAGGAACAGAACAAGGAAGAUGCAGCCCCUGGCUUCUGCAAGAAGUUCUCCACACAGGAGACAACCCCUCAGAUCUGUGUGGUCGGCAGUGGCCCAGCUGGCUUCUACACAGCCCAACACUUGUUGAAGCACCACACCCGGGCCCACGUAGACAUCUAUGAGAAGCAGCUCGUCCCCUUCGGCCUGGUGCGCUUUGGUGUGGCACCUGACCAUCCUGAAGUAAAGAAUGUCAUCAACACAUUUACACAGACAGCCCGCUCAGACCGCUGUGCCUUCCGGGGCAAUGUGGUGGUGGGCAGGGACGUGUCCGUUCCAGAGCUUCGGGAAGCCUACCAUGCUGUGGUUCUGAGUUAUGGAGCCGAGGACCACCAACCCCUGGAAAUUCCUGGCGAGGAGCUGCCUGGAGUGGUCUCAGCCCGGGCCUUUGUGGGCUGGUACAAUGGGCUUCCUGAGAACCAGAAGCUGGCUCCGGAUCUGAGCUGUGACACGGCUGUGAUUCUGGGGCAAGGGAAUGUGGCUCUGGAUGUGGCCCGGAUCCUGCUGACCCCACCUGAGCACCUGGAGAAAACAGACAUCACAGAGGUUGCACUGGGGGUCCUGAGGCAGAGUCGGGUGAAGACUGUGUGGAUAGUGGGUCGGCGUGGACCCCUGCAAGUAGCCUUCACCAUUAAGGAGCUUCGGGAGAUGAUUCAGUUGCCAGGAACCCAGCCCAUUUUGGAUCCUUCGGAUUUCUUGGGCCUCCAGGACAGAAUUAAGGAUGUCCCCCGUCCAAGGAAACGGCUGACAGAGCUGCUGCUUCGGACAGCCACGGAGAAGCCAGGAGUGGAAGAGGCUGCCCGCCGGGCACUGGCCUCUCGGGCCUGGGGCCUCCGCUUUUUCCGAAGCCCCCAGCAGGUGCUACCCACCCCAGAUGGUCGACGGGUAGCAGGCAUCCGCCUGGCAGUUACCAGACUGGAGGGUGUUGGUGAGUCCACACGGGCAGUGCCCACGGGAGAUGUGGAGGACCUCCCUUGUGGGCUGCUGCUGAGCAGUGUUGGGUAUAAGAGCCGUCCCAUCGACCCCAGCGUGCCCUUUGACCCCAAGCUUGGAAUCAUCCCCAACACAGAGGGCCGGGUUGUGAAUGCACCAGGCCUCUACUGCAGUGGCUGGGUGAAGAGGGGACCCACAGGUGUCAUCACCACAACCAUGACAGACAGCUUCCUCACCAGCCAGGUGCUGCUGAAGGACCUGAAGGCCGGGCUGCUGCCCUCUGGCCCCAGACCUGGCUAUACAGCCAUUCAAGCCCUGCUCAGUGAUCGAGGGGUCCGGCCAGUCUCUUUCUCAGAUUGGGAGAAGUUGGAUGCUGAGGAAGUAGCUCGAGGCCAGGGCACUGGGAAACCAAGGGAGAAGCUGGUGGAUCGAAGAGAGAUGCUGCAGCUGCUGGGGCACUGAACCUGGGCCCCAGACCCCACCGUACAAGAAGAGCUGUGCUGGGUUGGCAGUUGGGUUACAGUGCUGACUGUCCUGGCUUGGAGGCCGACCUGUGGCCUUUCCAGGGCCCUCUGAGCUCUGCCUCAGUUAACCUCCCAGUGUGGGUUUAGGCCCAGGAGGGAACCUGAGCUAGGGAUGGAUGGAGGUACGGACAGACCCUACCCAUCUUGUUUCCUUCCUGUCGGACGAUGGUAGGCCUCUAGACUGGAACACAGUGGAAAUAAAACAGACGUGCCUAAGA
Messenger RNA from Rattus norvegicus (Norway rat), 2370 nucleotides. It is a transcript of the gene Fdxr, whose product is annotated as ferredoxin reductase. Lineage: Eukaryota; Metazoa; Chordata; Mammalia; Rodentia; Muridae. Gene Ontology annotation, molecular function: oxidoreductase activity; ferredoxin-NADP+ reductase activity. The record is from RefSeq and is a predicted model, not a curated record. Gene Ontology annotation, cellular component: mitochondrial inner membrane. Gene Ontology annotation, biological process: cholesterol metabolic process.